Messenger RNA from Corylus avellana, 3640 nucleotides. Its product is annotated as Adaptin family protein. The record is from RefSeq and is a predicted model, not a curated record. Gene Ontology annotation, biological process: vesicle-mediated transport; intracellular protein transport. Lineage: Eukaryota; Viridiplantae; Streptophyta; Magnoliopsida; Fagales; Betulaceae. Gene Ontology annotation, cellular component: membrane coat; AP-4 adaptor complex.
UUUCUCGGCAUUGGCUCCUCCAAUCCCAACGCCGGACCCGACCCGUGCAAGCUCACGCUCCUAUGAAAUUCAGGGGAAAACAAAGUUCACCACCAGCACCACCGGUGUUGUAAAUUGCCACGUUUCACUUUCACCCCAAACCCAUCGCUCUCUCUAAAACCUCCUACUAUUUCGAGAUCUGCAGGAAGCUCCUCUCCAAUCUCACUCAAAUGCUUCAGAUUCCAAUCCCAAAUAAACCCUAACAACAAAAGCUUAAUCACAGAUUAUAAUUUUGGGAUUCUUAGAUCAUGGAGCAGCUGAAGACGAUCGGUCGCGAACUGGCGAUGGGGUCCCAAGGCGGGUUCGGGCAGUCCAAGGAGUUCCUGGACCUGGUGAAGUCGAUCGGCGAGGCUCGAUCCAAGGCCGAGGAGGACCGCAUCGUGCUCCACGAGAUCGAGACCCUCAAGCGCCGCAUCGCCGAGCCCGACAUCCCCAAGCGCAAGAUGAAGGAGUACAUCAUCCGCCUCGUCUAUGUGGAGAUGCUCGGCCACGACGCGUCGUUUGGUUACAUCCACGCCGUCAAGAUGACACACGACGACAGCCUCCUCCUCAAGCGGACUGGCUACCUGGCCGUCACGCUUUUUCUCAACGAGGACCACGACCUCAUCAUCCUCAUCGUCAACACCAUCCAGAAGGACCUCAGGUCUGACAACUAUCUGGUGGUGUGCGCCGCGCUCAACGCCGUGUGCAGGCUCAUCAACGAGGAGACCAUUCCGGCGGUGCUGCCGCAGGUGGUGGAGCUGCUCGGGCACACCAAGGAGGGCGUCAGGAAGAAGGCCAUCAUGGCGCUUCACCGCUUCUAUCACAAGUCCCCCUCUUCUGUCUCCCACCUUGUCUCCAAUUUCCGAAAGAGGCUCUGUGAUAAUGAUCCUGGGGUCAUGGGUGCAACACUUUGCCCUCUUUUUGAUCUUAUAUCUGUAGAUGUUAAUUCUUAUAAGGAUUUAGUUGUCAGCUUUGUGAGCAUUCUUAAACAAGUAGCGGAACGCAGAUUACCAAAGGGUUAUGAUUAUCAUCAAAUGCCAGCUCCAUUUAUUCAGAUCAGGUUGCUGAAAAUUCUGGCUUUGCUGGGUAGUGGUGACAAGCUAGCAAGCGAAAGUAUGUAUACUGUUAUUGGUGACAUAUUCAGGAAGUGUGAUUCAUUGAGUAAUAUAGGAAAUGCUGUUCUUUAUGAGUGCAUAUGCUGUGUUUCUUCAAUAUAUCCCAAUCCUAAAUUAUUAGAAUCUGCGGCUGAAGUUAUUUCCAGAUUUUUGAAGAGCGACAGUCACAAUCUAAAAUAUUUGGGCAUUGAUGCGCUUGGUCGACUGAUAAAGAUAAGUCCUGAGAUUGCCGAACAACACCAACUCGCGGUGAUUGAUUGCUUAGAGGACCCAGAUGAUACUCUAAAGAGAAAAACCUUUGAACUACUGUAUAAAAUGACCAAGUCCUCCAAUGUAGAAGUGAUUGUCAACCGUAUGAUUGACUACAUGAUAAGCAUUAAUGAUAAUCAUUUCAAAACCUACAUAGCAUCUCGAUGUGUUGAGCUUGCAGAGCAAUUUGCACCCAGUAACCAUUGGUUUAUCCAGACCAUGAAUAAAGUCUUUGAGCAUGCUGGAGAUCUGGUGAAUAUUAAGGUGGCGCAUAACUUGAUGCGGUUGAUUGCAGAGGGAUUUGGCGAGGAUGAUGAUGCUGCAGAUAGUCAGUUGAGAUCAUCUGCUGUGGAGUCAUAUUUGCUCAUUAUUGGGGAGCCAAAGCUUCCGUCUGUAUUUCUUCAAGUCAUUUGUUGGGUUUUGGGAGAGUAUGGAACAGCUGAUGGGAAGUACUCUGCUUCUUAUAUUACUGGGAAAUUAUGUGAUGUGGCAGAGGCAUAUUCAAAUGAUGAAACUGUAAAGGUGUAUGCAGUUACAGCACUAAUGAAGAUAUAUGCAUUUGAAAUAGCAGCUGGGAGAAAAGUGGAUAUGUUAGACGAGUGUCAAUCUUUGGUUGAAGAAUUAUCAGCUUCCCACUCAACGGAUUUGCAGCAACGUGCAUAUGAAUUGCAAGCAGUCAUUAGCUUAGAUGCUCGUGCUGUCGAGAGUAUUAUGCCAUCAGACGCAAGUUGUGAAGACAUAGAGAUUGAUGAAAACCUCUCAUUUCUCAACAGUUAUGUUCAACAGGCGCUGGAAAAUGGUGCUCAGCCUUAUAUUCCUGAGAGUGAGCGCUCUGGCAUGUUAAAUAUAAGCAACUUCAGAAGCCAAGACCAGCUUGAAGUCUCGAUGCAUGGUCUUAGGUUUGAGGCAUAUGAGCUUCCAAAGCCCCCAGUUCCAUCGAGGAUACCUCCGCCUUUGCUUGCACCUUCCGCUGAACUUGUUCCGGUAUCUGAGCCAUCUUAUUCUAGGGAGACCCACCAGGUUGCAACAGUGACAUCUGUAUCCGAUGCGGGGUCAUUAGAACUCAAGCUACGACUUGAUGGUGUUCAGAGAAAGUGGGGUAAACCAACAUAUUCCUCUCCUGCAUCAUCUACCUCGAACUCCUCUUCCCAGAAUACAGUGAACGGGACUACACAGGUAGAUGGUGCAGGCAAUGUAAAUUCAAAAGCGCGUACCACUUAUGAUUCAAGGAGGCCACAGGUUGAAAUUUCUCCAGAAAAGCAGAAGCUUGCUGCUUCAUUGUUUGGGGGACCCUCACAAACUGAGAAGAGGCCUACUUCGGCUAGCCAUAAGGUCGCUAAGGCAAGUAGCCAUGCUGCUGAGAAGUCUCAGGCACCAAAGGCAGUAGUUGUAUCCAAUGAAGUUACAGUGGAGAAGACAAAUCAUCAACCUCCUCCAGACUUGCUCGACUUGGGUGAACCAACUGUCGCAACAAGUAGUGCUCCAUUGGUGGAUCCGUUCAAGCAGUUAGAAGGGCUUCUUGACACAACCCAAGUUACUUCAACAGUGAAUCAUGGUGCAGUUGGUGCGACUGAAUCACCUGAUAUUAUUUCACUAUAUGCAAAUACACCUGCUAGCGUGCAGAGUAGCAGUGCUGAAAUUUCCGUGCCAGCCAACAAGGACGAUAUCAAUGUCACAUCUACACUUGCAACACAAUUUACCAAGGGCCCAAACCCUAAGGAUGCCUUAGAAAAGGAUGCACUCGUGAGGCAGCUGGGUGUGACCCCAUCAAGUCAAAAUCCCAACUUGUUUAGAGAUUUGCUUGGCUAAAUUGAACAGAGGGAAAAGUUUAAAUCGGGAAGCUGGAAGUUUGGAUUGCUUUAUGAUAUGCAUAUGGUUUUCCGGAGCAGCUUGCUGUUUGAUCAAUGAUAUACAAUUAGUGAAAUAAGCAGAGUGGCAAGAGACGCUGAGAAUGGAGUAAUUCAACCUCCAGAAAAGUGAAAUCAAUCAGGUACAGAUUUGUAUUUGUUGCAGGACAAUAGAGCUUUUCUGGUUGGAACAAAACUAUUUCAGAAUUUGGGGUAUUCCCUUUGAGGAAGUCAGUACGGAGCUUUUUCUUGAGUGCUCAGGCCAUCUGAGUUUUGGAGCAAGGGUUCUGCUGCACAUGUUUGUAUGCUUUUACUCUGCAUGGCAUUUGGGUCAUCUUGUUGUAAUAAUAACACUAUUGUUACAAGUGGGUUCUUUUUUGGUUGUAAUAAGCGAGUUCUUUUUUUUUU